Molecule: messenger RNA, 1806 nt
Organism: Podospora anserina S mat+
Lineage: Eukaryota; Fungi; Ascomycota; Sordariomycetes; Sordariales; Podosporaceae
Exons: 2
Coding region: 1-1806 (601 amino acids)
Biological process (GO): mRNA splicing, via spliceosome; spliceosomal tri-snRNP complex assembly
Cellular component (GO): U4/U6 x U5 tri-snRNP complex; U4 snRNP; precatalytic spliceosome
Source: RefSeq, a predicted model, not a curated record
AUGUCCAGCUACGCGGACGAACUCCUCGAUGAUUUCGGGGACGACGUUGGCGAGGAACAGGGCAACGAUGACGACUUCUUCACAGACGAAGGACUCGCGAAUGGCGCGCAGGUCGAUACAGACAUGGUAGAAGCACGCGACGAGGGCGAUGGGAAUGAGGACGCAGACAUGAUCGAUGAAGAAGCUGCCGCAGCCGCUGAAGAUGAAGCCGAAGCCAAGGCCAAGAUCGAAAAGAUGAACCUGGGCGCUGUCCGUGACGUUCGCACUGUCGCAGGUCUCAUGCAGACGUUGAAGCCUGUUCUCGAGAAAAUCGCACAUUACGAAAAGCAGCCAGCACAGUCGGUCGACAGCGUGGGAAAUGUCGAAGACCAUCCCGAGUACCACCUGUUGACCCAGUCAAACAGCCUAUCAACUCAGAUCGACAAUGAGAUCGCGCUGGUACACAAGUUCAUCAGGGACCACUACUCGGUCCGGUUUCCAGAGCUCGAGACGCUCAUCACCAACCCGUUGGAAUACGCAAAGGUGGUUGCUUGCCUUGGAAAUGGGCCGAUGGACUCGGAUAGUAUCAAGGGGCUUCUAGAGUCAACGAACAACAUUUUAGGGGUCUCCCUCAAGAAGGUUCUCGACGGGCCCUCACUGAUGAUUGUCACAGUGGAGGCGACUACAUCCAAGGGACAGGCGAUGCCUGAAGAAGAGUUACAACGAGUUGUGCAGGCCUGCGAGAUGGUCAUCUCGCUCGAUGAAGCCAAGAAGACGCUGACCCAGUACGUGCAAUCACGCAUGAACAUCUUCGCGCCAAACUUGACAGCUCUCAUCGGCUCUCUUACUGCCGCACAACUUCUCAACCAAGCGGGUGGUCUCACCGGUCUCUCGAAAGCCCCAGCCUGCAACUUACCAGCCUGGGGUUCCAAGAAACAAAACAGCUCGGCCCUUGCCACGAACGUGGGCAUCCGCCAGCAAGGCUUCAUCUUCCAGGCACCCAUCAUCCGCGAGGUUCCCAGCGACCUCAAGAAACAAGCCAUGAAGAUGUUUGCCAACAAGAUCGUCAUGUGCGCCCGUACCGACUGCUUCCACCAGUUCCGCGACGGCUCCGAAGGCGAGCGUCUCCGAGACGAGUGCCUCGACCGUCUGGACAAACUCCAAGCCAAGCCCAAUGCUAAAGGCGCCCGUGCCCUCCCAGCACCAGACGACAAGCCCAGCAGGAAACGCGGUGGUCGCCGCGCCCGCAAAGCAAAGGAGGCGACCGCCAUGACAGAGCUACGCAAGGCCCAAAACCGCGUCGCCUUUGGCAAGGAAGAAAAAGAAGUUGGCUACGGCGUAGGAGACAGCACCAAAGGCUUGGGUAUGAUUGGUCAGCGAGACGACGGACGUCUCCGGGUCGCUCAGAUUGACCAGCGCACGAGGGCAAAGCUCAGCGCGAGGAGCAAAGGGUGGGGAGGGACGACUUCGAUUGGGGGUGCGUCGUCCUCGCUCAGGAGUUUGACUGGUGGCGGGGCGGGGAAUAUCAGUCUGGCGAGCAAAGGGCUGCGGACCUCGGGCGUUGGGACGAGUUUGGGGGGUGGCGCGACGGCGGGGACGGUUUCGUCGCUUGCGUUUACGCCUAUGCAAGGGUUGGAGCUUGUUGACCCGAAGGCGAUGGCGGAGAGCAGGAAGAGGAAGGCGGAGGAGGAGGAUAGGUGGUUUAAGGGGGGGACGUUUACGCAGAUUGGUGGGGGGAGUGGGGGUGGAGGGGGUGGGAGUGGUGUUUUUAAGAAGCCUGCGUUGCCGCCUGCUAAGAGGGUUGAUACGGGGUCUACAAAGUCUUGA